AUGUUAACCAUGUUUAAUUACGACUUGAAGUUUUUAACAAACGACGAAUCUCUGUAUUUGAAGAGCAGUGACUUUAAAAGUUUCAAAUACGAAACCAAGAAAAAACUUGAAGAAUCGUUACAUGAUAUAGCAAAAAGAAAUUAUUAUGAACGUCGCGGAGGAUACUGGCGAUCUUCUAAACUCCGACAAUUGCGACAAUUAGAAUCUAAACUUCAUGAUAAAAGUAUUGUUUUAUGUAAAUGGAUUAGUGACUCCCUAGUCGCCAUAGUAUUUUCUUCAGGGGUCAUAGCUUAUAUUACAGUUAAAUGUGAUACUCUUGAUGUAACACAGAUACUCUUUGAUAGAUAUUGUAUUGGAAAAUUGAAUAGUCAGACAGUAAUAUCAGUUGUUUUAUGUAAAAAGCUUUUAUUAUUUACACAUGCAGAAAAAGUAGCCACCUUAGUUACUUUUGGAAAAAAUGUUGAUAAUCAUUUGCCAUGUCAAAUAUCUGAUCUAGAGCCUCAUGUGCAAACUGUAGAACUUGGUGGAAUUUCUCGAAGAACGGAAAGACAUGUAUCAUGGUGUGAAAAUCCAAAUUAUGUUAGGAUUUUGGUUUGGGGUGCAGCUAUAUCUGAACCAGCUCCAUGGAGUCCAGUGCUUGAAGAUCAUGCAAAUUUACAUUUGUAUCAGAUAACUGGCCAUCAAGUUACUUUAAUAGCAUAUCAUCAGCUGGAAAAUGAAGUGUUAUUUGCUGAAUUAUCACAUAAGCAUGAUCAUAUUGUUCAUGUUGCAGAGCAAAUUUCCUGUCACAAGGUUGGAGUAAGUCUAAUGUGGGUUCGGUAUGAAGUACCAACGAACAACCGAGUGAUAAAGUUGUCAUCCCUAUGUGAGAAUGUAACCAGAGUGUCCCUGCCGGCGCCCGCGAAGAUGGUGAGGCGCUCCCAGUGUGACGCAAAGCUCCUUAUAGCGUGCAUAGAUGCUUCCAUACAUGUAGUACAUCAUACUGUUGGACUGACGCAUUCUACUAGAGCUGGAUUUAUAGCAGCAGACGUGCGGUGGGUGGGCGAGCUGGUGGUGGCGGCGGAGGAGGCGGGCCGCCUGCAGUGCUUCGACCGCGCUCUGUCACUACUACAUCAUCAUACCAAGUGUCUCGACCUGACGUCCUAUAUGAGGGAAGCAAAACGCAUGCAAAUCCUGGCGACUCGCAGCGUGCCCGGCGCCCCGCUCAUACUGGCGACGUUCGCGGGCGGACCCCUCGCCUUACUGAAGAUAACACACGCGCGACUGCUAUCUGCAUGGAUACGUUCAGGACGCACAGCCAACGCAGUGGCACUCCUACGAGCACUGGACUGGGGGGAGGAGGGUGCGGAGUGCCUGCGCGCGGUGGGCGACGUGGUGCGGCACGCGCUGCGACGUGCGCACGACGCCGAGGCCGGCGUGCAACUGGCGCUGGGCGCGUACCUGGCGCCGGCCGCGCCACUCCCCCCCGCCGCGGACAAGUACGCCCCCGCGGUGCACGAUCUUGCUAGAAAGUUCUUUCAUCAUUUGCUUAGGCGCGGUCGCAUAGAGAAGGCGCUGUCGCUGGCGGUGGACCUGGGCGCGUGGGACCUAUUCGCGGACGCGCGCUGGGCGGCGCGCCGGCGCGGCGCCGCGCGGCUUGCCGGCGAGGCCGCGCGCGCCGCCGCCUACUACGCCAGCCAGGGCGACCACAAUUCAGAGUGUUCAGAUUCCUGCUCUCAAUGCAGUUCAAAUUCGUACACUGACUCUGAAGAUUCAAGUUCACCUAAAGUCAAAACUAACCCACCGCCCCUGCCAAGGGUGCCGUUACCACCAUCUAUCCUCACAGUACCCAUAAAUCAAAUGGACACAUACACCACAACCAGCAUCCGACCAAACCUACACCAGUACUUGGACCGAGACAACAGUAUUUGGUCCAAAAAUGUCAAAGAUGACACCUAUCUCACAGUACAUAAACGAGAACAUUUAAAACCAAUCAAUGGGCAAAGUAUGAGAUGGAAUAGUAUGGAUAAUGUACUGAACAUUCAAAGACCUAAAACUUUAAUGUUGCAAACGAAACCAGUGAACAGUGUGUUGGAUGUCGUCACUCGAAACGAUCAAGAGAGGAUCGCGUCGCAUUUUAAAAUGUUGUACCAAAAUGAAGAGAAGGAUGAAGCAAGUGAACGCUUUAUACCGAAUGUGCCAUCUACCAACAACCUUAAUGGAAGAUAUCGACAAGAUAACUUUUGGUCUGGAGUGAAACCAGAGAAGAACAAAGUGAAGUUUUCAGACACGGUGACUAUUGCUGUUGUUCCCGAGUCUCCGGCACCGGACCCGGCGCACGAGCUGGCGGAGAGCCUGCCGCUGUGCGCGCCGCACAAGUACCUGGCCGCGUUCGCGCAGGCGCCGCCCGCCGCGCCCGCGCCCGCGCCCGCCGAGAACGCAGUUCAGAAGCCACCAAAAAUAAAAGUUGUACAUUUUGGAAUGGUG
This is a messenger RNA of Brenthis ino (lesser marbled fritillary), 2466 nucleotides long. The record is from the annotation of a GenBank genome assembly. NCBI's taxonomy places the organism in Eukaryota, Metazoa, Arthropoda, Insecta, Lepidoptera, Nymphalidae.